AGAUCAACAGCCCCCAAAAUAUAAAAAGGCCACCAUUUAUGCCAAGAUUUCUGGGAUUUAUACAGGCCGCGACAAACAUCACGAGAGGAGGCGGGACCGGCCGUGACGCGGUUCCGUCGCGUGCUGCGUCCUCGCUCGCCGAGCGCAACAAACAUGUCGGACUGCAGGAGGCAGUGGAACCGCGAAGAUGAGCUGCCGGUCUACUUUGCGGCACCGAUCGCCGCCGGAGCCGACCGGCGCAAGGGCUACGGCGCCUUUGAAAACGACACCGUCGACUUCGGAGUCAAAGGGGCCCGCAAGCAGAGGAGCGCCAGCCGGGAGAGGCUGCCGGGCAUCGGCGACGAGGGCUCCGGUCAAGCCCCGGCAACCGGAUCGCACACCGACGGACAACCAGGACCUCCGCGAGUCCCCACGGCCUUUUCGCCAGGGGUGGAAAACACACCGGCAAAGGGUGACGGCCUGCUGAUUAGAGGAGGGCGAGUGGUCAACGACGAUCAGUCGCUUUACGCAGACGUCUACAUUGAAGAUGGGCUCAUUAAACAGGUCGGGGAGAAUCUGGCGCUCCCCGACGGCAUCCAAGUGAUCGAGGCCCGAGGCCGCAUGGUGAUCCCCGGUGGGAUCGACGUCAACACCCGCCUGAUGAAGCCUCAUCUGGGCGUACGCCCUGUUGAUGACUUCUUCCGAGGCACCAAAGCGGCGCUCGCCGGAGGCACGACCAUGAUCAUCGACCAUGUGUGCCCCGCGCUCGGGGACAGCCUGCUGGAGGCUUUCGAAGUCUGGCAGGAGGCUGCGGACAAGCGGGCGUGCUGCGACUACUCCCUCCACGUUGACAUCCCCCAGUGGAAUGAUGCAGUUCAAGAGGAGUUGGAGAUGCUGGUGCAGGAGAAAGGUAUUAACUCCUUCCAGGUGUACAUGGCCUACAAGGAUACGUACCAGAUGACAGAUUCUCAGCUGUACGAGGCCUUCUGCUUCUUGAAACAGAUUGGCGCUGUGGUUUUGGUUCAUGCUGAAAAUGGAGAUUUAAUUGCUCACGAACAAAGCAAAAUCCUUGGGAUGGGAAUCACUGGACCCGAAGGCCACCCUCUGAGUCGUCCCGAAGAGCUGGAGGCCGAGGCAGCGUUUCGUGCGAUCACCCUUGGCAACCGCGUGAAGUGUCCUGUCUACAUCACCAAAGUGAUGAGCAAGAGUGCAGCCGACACCGUCGCCCAGGCCCGGAGGAAAGGUGCUGUCGUUUUUGGGGAGCCAAUCACAGCCAGCCUGGCCACUGACGGUUCGCAUUACUGGAGCAAGAACUGGGCCAAAGCUGCUGCUUAUGUGACCUCCCCACCUCUGAGUCCCGACCCCACGACCCCAGACCACCUCCACACACUUCUGGCCUGUGGGGACCUGCAGGUGGUGGGCAGCGCUCACUGCGCCUACAGCACGUCUCAGAAAGCAAUCGGGAAAGACGACUUCACCUUCAUCCCAGAGGGCACCAACGGAGUGGAGGAGAGGAUGAGUUUUGUUUGGGACAAAGCUGUGGCCACGGGCAAGAUGGAUGAGAACCAGUUUGUGGCCGUCACGUCUACCAACGCCGCCAAACUCUUCAACCUAUACCCGCGUAAAGGUCGGAUAGCGGCGGGCUCCGAUGCGGACGUCGUCGUCUGGGACCCCGACAGCGUAAAAACCAUCACGUCCAAACUGCAGCAGUCGUCUUCCGAAUACAACAUCUUCGAGGGUCUGGAGUGCCGUGGGGCUCCGGCGCUGGUGCUGAGUCAGGGUCGGGCGGUGUACGAGGAAGGGAAGCUUCACGUUCAGCAGGGCGCCGGACGGUUCAUCCCUCGCAAGCCCUUCCCGGACUUCGCUUACCAACGUUUCAAGUUCAGGGACCAGAUUCAGGACAAAGGGGUCACACGCGGGGCGUAUGAUGGGCCUGUGUACGACGUGGUUCCGACCCCGAAAUAUAUCACACCUUCGCCUUCGGCCAAAACAUCGCCGACCUCGCAGCCGCCUCCGCCGGUACGCAACCUUCACCGGUCCAACUUCAGCCUAUCAGGGGCUCAGAUUGAUGACUGCGUCCCUCGCAGGUCCGGCCAUCGUAUUGUAGCACCCCCUGGUGGUCGCUCUAACAUCACCAGCCUUGGUUGAACACCUGCACACUUUUUUUCCACCCCGGUGUGCUACCAACGUGUAUGAGCGAGACUGUGAGCAUGCGUUGUGUUUCCACCCCCCCCCCCCCCCCCCCCCCCCAGCAAUGUGGCACGCACAAUUCGCACCAUAACCUAACAUAUCUGCCUUGUGAGCACACACUUGUGACCAAUGAAAAUGCACAUAAUAUUAUUGUGAUUUACAAUCAGUAAAGUCUUGUUGAAAAUCAACAUUCACAAACUAACUCGCUUUAAGAUGGUGCACCCAUUUCCCCCAUUUGUAAUAUGACACAGUGUUACCUCCUUUUGAAUAGCACAACUUAAGUGUUCCCCCACACGAUGGCGCUGUUGCUACUGGCCACUGUAGCCGCAUCAUCUGCACGUGUGCAUUUGAUUCAAUAUGACUCCCAUGCAGAUCCCAUUGCAUGAACGUCCCUUGAAAUGUUACACUAUGCUUGUGCACAAUUGCAUUCAGGUUAUCUUUAUAAGCUCUGAGCACUCUUUGAUGUUCAUUAAAAAAAAAAACUCCACAAUCACACACUUCCUGAAAAGUGCAAAGCUGAACCAGGCGUGAAGCCAUUGCAAUAAAUAAAAAGAUCAUCACGGCAUUAUAAAGUCACGCGGUAAAGAAUUGACGUGUUUUAGUUUUCCGCCAAUCAUUCAUGCCAGAAAUACAUUCGAUCAUUAGAGCUCUCAUUACAUUUUGAAUGAAAAAUAAAAAACUUCCUUAUUUGUUGUUAUUGUUGAUGUUGGUGUGUAUGGUACAGUAUAAUUAACAUUUUUUUUAAUGCCACUUUUGUUUUGUCGUUGUUGCCAUCGAUGAUCAAUAAAGACUGUUGACAAAACGGGGAGUCUGAACACUUUGAUGCAAGCUUACACAACAGGAAUAAAAUAAUAGAACUACUGUCGUUUGCAGUGUUAAAUUGCUAAAUACAUUCAAAUAAAAAAUGAAUACCUCUCCGACUGUGUCGAUGGAAAGUGAUUAUAUUGUGCAGGUUUGUCUAAUGUUAGUGCUUUUCUCAAACAAAAAGAUGAUGAUAUACUUCAUAUGAUCAUUUAAAAGCUGCUGGAAUCUGCCCCACAGACAAAUAAAUCGAAUCACUUGA
Molecule: messenger RNA, 3232 nt
Organism: Phyllopteryx taeniolatus (common seadragon)
Lineage: Eukaryota; Metazoa; Chordata; Actinopteri; Syngnathiformes; Syngnathidae
Gene: crmp1
Product: collapsin response mediator protein 1
Exons: 14
Coding region: 154-2127 (657 amino acids)
Cellular component (GO): cytosol; cytoplasm
Molecular function (GO): hydrolase activity, acting on carbon-nitrogen (but not peptide) bonds, in cyclic amides
Source: RefSeq, a predicted model, not a curated record